Molecule: messenger RNA, 1599 nt
Organism: Arachis ipaensis
Lineage: Eukaryota; Viridiplantae; Streptophyta; Magnoliopsida; Fabales; Fabaceae
Source: RefSeq, a predicted model, not a curated record
AUGUGCUAUUUCAUUUACUUAGACAUUGAUAAGAGCUGGAUUACAAAGCCACGAGGUAGUGUAGAAUAUAGGGAUGGACUGAAUAUAUUCCUAGACUUCGCAUUUUCCAAUGCAUCAUCCGAUGGGAUGAUACAUUGUCCAUGCCCUAUGUGUGGGUUCCCGUUUUUCCAGACUAGAGAAGAUGCAUACGAUCAUCUUUUGAUGAAACCAUUUCCCUCUAACUAUACCUUUUGGUUACAUCACGGUGAGAGGAUCGUAGACGAGAGGCCCAGCGAUAGGGAAGAACUAGAUCCCACUAUAAAUUCAGGAGAUCAAAUGCAUGACAUGAUCCACGACGCAUUCAAUUUGCCGGGACUGCAGAGUGAGGAUGAAGAUCCCAUGGAUGGGCAUGCUGGAGACGUUGCUGAUGGGUUGCCGUACUUAUCUGAUGAACCUAGUCACGAGGCUCGUGCCUUUCAAGACUUGCUUAAGGACGGUGAGCAGGAAUUAUAUCCGGGAUGUUCAAGAUUCUCGAAGAUGUCUUUCCUGGUGAGGCUGUACCAUAUAAAGUGCAUGUGUGGAGUGAGAAACAAGGCUUUUGGAUUGAUUCUAGAGCUAUUGGGGGAUGCCUUUGAGCAUGAACAGAUUCCGAAGACCUUGCACGAUGCCAAGAGGAUCAUAAGGAAGCUAGGUAUUGAGUACAAGAAGAUAGAUGCAUGUCCGAAUGACUGCAUGCUAUACCAGGGUUCCGACCACGACCUGUCUAGAUGCAAACGGUGUGAAGCAUCUAGGUGGAAGCAGAAGACCAGGAAGAAUUCUGUAGUAAGGAUCAACGCCGUUGUCAAGAAGAAUGGUAAACCUCAGGCGGCGAAAGUUCUUCAUUAUUUUCCUCUGAUUCCACAGUUGCAGCGGUUAUUCAUGUCCAGCAAGACAGCUGUGGACAUGUUGUGGCACAAGAGAGGCACCAACUCUGACGGUUUCUUGAGGCAUCCCAGAGAUGGCGAGGAUUGGAAAGCAUUUGACAUGAGAUAUACUGACUUUUCUGGUGAUCCGCGUAGUGUUCGCUUAGGCUUGGCCAGUGAUGGCUUCAAUACUUAUGGAAACCUCAGUUCAAAGUACUCAAUAUGGCCAGUGAUUCUUAUUCCAUACAACUUACCCCCAUGGAUUUGCAUGAAACAAACCAACUUUAUAUUCUCUAUGAUUAUUCCCGGUCCUAAAAUGCCUGGCAAUGACAUAGAUGUAUACCUACAGCCCCUGAUCGAUGAGUUGAAGCAGUUGUGGGCCGGUGUUGAUACCUACGACGCCAGUGAGAAGAAAACAUUCAAGAUGCGUGCUGCGUUGAUGUGGACUAUCAGCGAUUUUUCUGGCUUGGGUAAUUUAUCUGGUUGGAAUACGUACGGCGGGAGAGCCUGCCCCAUGUGUAAUUUGGACGCCGAGACUAUGCGACUUACCUUCAGUCAGAAAUGGUGUUAUAUGGGUCAUCGGUGCUUCUUGAAUCGUGAUCACAGAUAUAGACAAGACCGGAUUAGAUUUAAUGGUAAAGUAGAGGAUAGAUCCCCACCUACCAAAUUGACUGGCAGGGAUAUCCUGAGACAAUUGGAGGGUGUGCCCGUCUCAUAG